AUUGCUGGAAUUCCUUUGAAUGGUCUUAUAAUAUGCCUGUUUGUUAAAUCUUAAUCGGUAAUUUGUGCAACUUUUAUAUUCGAUGUGGGGGUUCUCUUUGCUAAAAUGACGUUUUGCCCCAUGAUUGUAGGUGAUAGUUAUAAUCGAGGAGAAAGAAUAGACAGUUCUAAAUUUCCGGCUGAUCCAGGCUUGCCAGCAGAAGAAUCCUCCUCUGAGAUAGGAGCACCUAUGAAUAAAGGAGUGAAUUCGACACCUGCAUACCGCUGCAAGAAAUGUCGGAGAGCUGUUGCAUUGCAGGAGAAUGUUGUGGAUCAUGUACCAGGGGAGGGGGAGACAUCUUUUGAGUGGCAUAAAAGGAGAGGUGGUGACCGUUUCAACAACUGUGAUGAGAUUGAGUGCUCAUCUGUCUUUGUUGAGCCUCUACGUUGGAUGGUCACAGUUGAAGAAGGUGCUUUGGAAGGAAAGUUGUCAUGUGCUCACUGUGAAGCCCGCUUGGGAUACUUCAAUUGGUCAGGCAUCCAAUGUAGUUGUGGGAGCUGGAUUACCCCAGCCUUUCAGCUACAUAAAAGCCGGGUUGAUAUCAGUACUGUGUAAUAUUCCUCCAGGUGAAAGCAGAUUGGCCUAUCAAGUAGGAUCUUCUCUGUGUUUUCUGUGCCGCACGCCUACUUAGCAUCAACCUUAUACGGUGGUACGAUAUCGUGAAUCCAGUACCAAUAAUACACUAUACAAUCUUAGAAGCAACCAUUACAAAGAUGAGUAUUGAAGGAUAAAUAUAUAUUGCUUUCUUCUUCCAUGAUGAUUUUGAUAACCUGCAGGAGGGAGCUGAAGCUGAAGUGCCAUAUCCUGUUCAUGGUCCACAGUGGACCAUGAACUUGUGUUUUAGAUAUCCUGAACUACUUGCUUGCAUGCAUUCUUCUGAUGUUGCCUUUGUAGGUUCACUGUAUGAGAAAUUAUUUUUCUUGUUUCUUGUGCGAGACUAUGAAUACAAGUAGGUGAUAUCAUGAAGCUGAACACAUUGUUGGAGGCAUAGACCCUUGUAUGUUUCAUAAUAAGAUUUGACAUUUAUUAAUGAAAAUUACCAGAUG
Ilex paraguariensis (yerba mate) is the source of this 1085-nucleotide messenger RNA. Lineage: Eukaryota; Viridiplantae; Streptophyta; Magnoliopsida; Aquifoliales; Aquifoliaceae. The record is from the annotation of a GenBank genome assembly.